AUGGCUGCGAAGAACGACAACAUGGGCUUCGUUAGCGAGUCUCUUCCAUUAAACAGAAGUUUCGACUGUGAAGAGGACUUUGAAGAGGCUGGCACAUUCUCAGGUUGCAGAUGCGUCGGGGGAUUAUGUAUCAGGAUAUGGCCCCGGCGGAAGAGGAGUGCGCUGUUGGGCGACCUGCUAUCUCAUCGCCCGGGAGAAGCUCCAGAAGGUCGGUUCAUCGAAGAGGAUGUUGGGAAGGUUGCGAGGCCAGGGUCUGGCGGACUGAGCAGUCCUAAGUGGAAGAUGUUCAUCCGGAGGUUCCGGUUUGGGAGCAGAAAGAAGAGGACAGCAAAGUUUCACUACGAUGCGAAGACUUAUGCGCUUAAUUUCGAUGACGGGGUCGAGAGAGAAGAUGGAUACUAUUUCAGCUUCUCGAGUCGAUAUGCAGCUCCUCCCAGGAUGAGUGCUGGUUAG
Messenger RNA from Punica granatum (pomegranate), 453 nucleotides. The record is from RefSeq and is a predicted model, not a curated record. NCBI's taxonomy places the organism in Eukaryota, Viridiplantae, Streptophyta, Magnoliopsida, Myrtales, Lythraceae.